UUUCUAGAUAAACCUCACUCCCAUGGAACUCUUGAGUGUGCAGCAGGGCAGGUCCCUUUGCAGGAUCAUGGCCUGCCUGCCUUGCCUUCUCGCCUGAGUUCAAACAAUGCUCUUUAGAUAAUUUUAUUUCUGUUGCAAGAAAAGUUUAACUCUUCAGUGUCUUUGUGAGACAAAGAAGUAUGUGCUUAUAAACAUUGGCAAAGAUGCGGGGUUGUUAGUCUACUUCAGGAAAGACAAAAUAUUCUUGCAUAGAUGUAUUAUCUGCGCUGAUUUUUCUCUCUGUAUGUUAUAGAUGAGUUCUAUAUAAAGUUUAGUAGAUAAAUUUUGAUAACUGAGCUAUUUUAAUAAUGUGUUAAUCUUCUUAACUGAACACAUCAGAUGUUUGAAACUAAACUUAAUAAUUUCCCUUCUUCCCUAUAGAAAAAUCUUAUUUAUCCAGGAUCCUCUAUUUCAUCUAUUACAGCUUAUGAGUAGGUGGCUUACAAUGAAAAAUGAUGGUUAAUAUUAUAAGAAUGUUCAACCCACUAAGUGCAUUUUGACAGGCUUUGAUGGCUUGAAAUCAGUCUUUGUAGUCAGAAUGGAUUACCAGAUUUAUUUAGUUGCCACAGCAUGUUUUUGAGUUUAUGCUUUGUAAGUAAAUAUUUUGCUUAUUUAUACCAAAAGCCGUUGUAGUUAAGCACUUGCAGGGGUAUUUUCAAAACUGCUUGGCAGCUUUUAAAGCUCCCGCUAAAGCCAUGAUGAGAUUCCCACUGGGAAACAAAGGCCAGUGUGAGCACAUAUGAAACAACUUCUAUACUUAAUUCUUUGCAGAAAAACAGAAAAGCUACAGUUCAGCGUCAGAAAUUAACAUAAGCACAACCACCUGGAGGUUUAUUCAUGGAUAAAAACAAUGGGAUUUAUCUUUGUAUCCUUUGUUCUUUAUUCAUGCUGGAAUAAUGAAGGAGUAGUGAAGCAAGAUAGCAUUAGGAUUCAGUUUAUGUAGAUUAUUCCUGUUUCCACGUUCCCAUGUGGUUCACCGUGAGAUGCUGUACAGUGGGUCUGGCCUGAUUAGGCAGCUCAAUUAGCCCUGAUAUUGCACUAAAAUUUUUCCCAUAAUGUCCCGAAGAAGCAGAGCAGUGGCUUCACAGGGCACAGAACAGGCAGGCCAGGAGAACCAUUGAAUAUUUUAUGUGCAGACUCUCCACAGGGAACCCAGAUGUGCAUUUGUAGGUGGAGUGGCAACAGACCAACUACUUUCAUGCCCAGAAGAGCUGUCAGUGCCAGGCUGGUGCUGUGAUCCGUGCCCCUUCCUGUUACUGUGCUCAGGGGGACUGGCAGGGCCUGCUGAGUUCCUUGGAAAUGAAUUGUUCCAUGGCAGUAAUUGACAGAUCACUUCCUGGUACGACAGCUGCUGAAUGUGCAUCAAACUUAAAGAAGAUUUAUACAGUACGAACAGUGCAGGAUUUCUGGAGUGUCUACAACAACAUUCCUCCUGUGACAAAUUUGCCUCUGAGAUGUAGUUACCAUUUAAUGCGGGGAGAAAGACGCCCACUCUGGGAAGAAGAAAGCAAUGCCAAAGGAGGUAUAUGGAAAAUGAAGGUCCCUAAAGAAAGUACGGCUGCAGUUUGGAAAGAGCUACUGCUGGCAACUAUUGGAGAGCAAUUUACAGAUUGUUGUGCAGCAGAAGAUGAAGUAAUAGGGGUUAGUGUCAGUGUUCGGGACCGUGAAGAUGUUGUGCAAGUCUGGAACGUGAAUGCCUCUUCAGCAAGUGAAGCAAAAGUUCUGGAAAAGAUUCACAAACUUCUGCCACACACAUCUUUUAAGGCAGUCUUCUAUAAACCCCACAGAGAGCAUCAUGCUUUCGAAGGCUGACAUGGAAAGCAUUAAGUGCAGUGUGUGCCAAGCUCAUUUGUUGUUCUUUGGUGUUUUGAGGUGGUCUGGACAAGGAGGAGAAUGGUGGAAGCCCUGCAGAAGUGCUACAUGCAGAUGUUCCUUUUGAGUUUCUGACAUUUCAAACUGGGCUAUUGCUGUUGAAAAUGAAGAAAAACAGUUGCCUUGACUGCUAAAUGUGCAAUUCAUCAUUUCAUCUUGAGUUGACAUUUUUAAUUCUUCAUUGUUUCUUUUAAAAGAUAUUUUGGCCACUUGUUUUUUGCAACCUGAUUCUAUAUUCCCAUUUCAUUAAGAUAGCAGGCUUUCUUUCCUUCUGUACUGUACUUAGUGAAAAGCAAACAUGCACAGAGAUGCUGCACUGCUUCUCUGAGAUGUGCUCUGCAUAGAGGAAUGCUGGCUUGGGGAAAUGUGUUUUCAAUUUUCACUUUGAGACAUUCCUAUCAUGUUAAGAUUUACUCACUGAUUUUGUCCCAAGAGAGAAAGAAAUUGCACUGCAUUUAUUCUAAUAUUCUAAUAGUCAGUGUAAUCUGGUCAUGCACUGACAACAGCACACAUACUGUAAAUGUAAAUAGAAAAGAGUUCAUUAAAUUAUAUUCAUUAUGUUGGGACUAACGCUGUGUGGGAUGACGUUAGUGUCUUUUAAUUGUAUUGAUUUCAGAAGAACCCUCGUUCAGGCUAGAAUGAGAAUUUUUUUGGUAGGAAAACCUGCAAACUCCACCCCAUCUUAUUUAAGAAGCGAUGGGGUGUUUAUGUUUUUAUAUUGUAUGCUUUCUUAUGGUACAUUUCUGUACAUUCAUGAAGAAGUGUAAUGAAUAAUUUCUAAUGUGUUUUACAAACUGGAUCCAUCCCUCCCACUUCCAGGAGUACUUCAGGCCCAUGUCUGCACCCACUAGGUCAGUAUCAGAAUUGCUGCUGACUUCAGUGCUAAGGAAGAGGCUCCCUCAUCUGUAGUUUCAAGCCAUGAAAACUUCCUAAGUGACCUUUUUAAAACAAACAAAAAAUACAGAAAAGUAAUAGAUUGUGUUGCAGCAAGAAUAGAAAUAUAAACAGUGUUAACCUUUAAGUGUUUGUCUAUUUUAACUAUUUGAGGUGCUUUAAUAUACUACCAAAGAUUGAUUUAGUUCCCCUUACGAGAAGAAGCUGCAAGGUAGAGAUGACUGUACCACUAAGCACUCCUUCCUCUUUUAGAGGUUUUUGUUUGGCAGCUGUUCAAGUUGCACUAAUUUCCACAUACUAAGGAGACAACCAUAAAAAUCAAAUAAAUUUAAAAAUAAGUAUCACAUAUUUGAGCUUUUUUUUUUUACAACUUUAUCUUGUAUUUACAACUUUAACUUGUAUUUAUGAACUGUGUAGUUAAUGAGUAUUAUCAAUUAAACACAUUUUCUAAAGUCCAAA
Messenger RNA from Chiroxiphia lanceolata (lance-tailed manakin), 3264 nucleotides. It is a transcript of the gene EIF4E3, whose product is annotated as eukaryotic translation initiation factor 4E family member 3. Bases 1339 to 1851 code for a protein of 170 amino acids. Gene Ontology annotation, cellular component: eukaryotic translation initiation factor 4F complex. The record is from RefSeq and is a predicted model, not a curated record. Gene Ontology annotation, molecular function: translation initiation factor activity; RNA 7-methylguanosine cap binding. Gene Ontology annotation, biological process: translational initiation. NCBI's taxonomy places the organism in Eukaryota, Metazoa, Chordata, Aves, Passeriformes, Pipridae. The transcript has 7 exons.